AGCAGAUAUUCACCCCUGGAUUGACGAAAUGGCCACUGGAGAAGAAGAGCUUUAUGUUCGAUAUUACGUCGGCCACAUUGGCAAGUUUGGACAUGAGUUCCUCGAGUUCGAGUUUAGGCCGGACGGCAAACUACGAUAUGCCAACUCCUCGAACUACAAAAACGACACUUUAAUCCGAAAGGAGGUGUACGUUAGCCCAUCGCUGAUUCAGGAGUUGAAGAGAAUAGUCACCGACAGUGAGAUCCUAAAGGAGGACGACAAACUGUGGCCUGUUCCAGACCGGGUUGGACGACAGGAGCUUGAGAUCGUGAUGGGCAAAGAACACAUAUCAUUCACCACGGCAAAGAUCGGCUCCCUCGUAGAUGUCCAAGAGAGCAAGGACCCCGAAGGACUACGGGUGUUCUACUACCUAAUCCAGGAUCUAAAAUGCUUGGUCUUCUCACUGAUCUCGCUACACUUUAAGAUUAAACCCAUUUAAUGGUUUGGAAUUCGCUGGCUUCUGCUCAACUGCUCCCGAGGCGGAUUGUAUGUAGUUAUCCUGUGAGAUGUGAGGGGAGAGUAUAAAUAAAUCUUUGUGACCUAUCAUGCGUGCAACAACUCCUGUGGUCGCAGACAUACCACGA
This is a messenger RNA of Spizellomyces punctatus DAOM BR117, 623 nucleotides long. RefSeq lists its product as uncharacterized. The record is from RefSeq and is a predicted model, not a curated record. Gene Ontology annotation, cellular component: nucleus; exon-exon junction complex. Gene Ontology annotation, biological process: RNA splicing. Lineage: Eukaryota; Fungi; Chytridiomycota; Chytridiomycetes; Spizellomycetales; Spizellomycetaceae. The coding region runs from base 29 to 478 and encodes 149 amino acids. The transcript has 4 exons.